Pneumocystis jirovecii RU7 is the source of this 912-nucleotide messenger RNA. RefSeq names its product electron carrier DRE2. Lineage: Eukaryota; Fungi; Ascomycota; Pneumocystomycetes; Pneumocystales; Pneumocystaceae. The transcript has 2 exons. Gene Ontology annotation, biological process: iron-sulfur cluster assembly. The record is from RefSeq and is a predicted model, not a curated record. The coding region runs from base 1 to 912 and encodes 303 amino acids. Gene Ontology annotation, molecular function: iron-sulfur cluster binding. Gene Ontology annotation, cellular component: cytoplasm.
AUGAAAUUCUGCCUUCAAAAAGAAAACAAAACACUAACUGAAACAUUUGAAGAUGAUUUUCCGUUUUUGAAUGAAAUUUUUCUGCAAAAAAAUCCAGAUUUUCUAUUAAUUUAUAAUGGUACCUUUAAAGGCAAUAUUUUAAUACUUUUACCAGCGAAUUUUGAAUUAAAAACACAAUUAAAGCAACAACCAAGUCACCACAGACUAGAUAUAUAUUACCUAAGCGAGAUAUGUGCAGGUUCAGUAACACUUUCAAAGGAAAAAUAUGAUUAUUUUUUUCUCGUAUCCACUGAACCAGAAAGCCUUGAUCAGUUUAUUCUAGCACUCGGUUUACUUUUCAUGUCAAUGAAACAAGGAAAAGGAGGGCGUUUUCAUAUACCAGAGUCACAAAAAAAGCAUAACAUUCAUCAAGAAGCCAUUUUACAAGGCUGGUAUGUAGAUUAUCAAAAUGAAGAAAUAGUACUCACUCGGCCGGUAAUGAUUCAAAAUGCAGUACCCCUUCUAAGAAAAAAUGCAAAUAUUAAGAAAAACCAAUAUAAUAUAGAAUUCGACGACACAGUCGAGCUAAUUGACGAAGAUAGUCUUCUGGAACCUUCUGAUUUAAUAAUUCCAAUACCUAAAGCUAAUCCCUGCAACCCUCCAACACAAAAAAGAAAAGCAUGCAAAAAUUGUUCAUGUGGUCUCAGACUGCAAGAAACAGAAGUGACGGAAAAAAUAAAUCAAAUGACAAUACAUUUACUAGAUAAAAACGAGCUAAAAGACGUUGAUUUUAAACAGCAAAAUAUGCCAAUUAGCAGCUGCGGAAAUUGCUAUCUUAGUGACGCUUUUCGAUGUAGCAGAUGCCCUUACUUUGGAAUGCCUGCUUUUAAACCAGGAAAGAAUGUCGAGCUACAACUAAACAGUUUGGAAUAA